AUGCCUCCCCCAAAAUCCGCUAGUACUUGUGUGCAAUGUCGUGCCCGCAAGGUCCGAUGCGAUGGAGGCCCGCAUUCAUGCUCCAAUUAUGGGAAAAGACCUGCUCGUCCUUCGCAUCGAUCGCCUAGCAUUGGGAAUCGAUCUGGGGCUAGUUCUGGGGUCUCUCCUAGUCUCUUACAGCCUCGUCAGUCGCCUUCACAUGAUGUAUCCACGGAUGAUGCGCAUUUCGGAUCGCCUUCUGCGGUGGCAAGGCUACCAGUUGAAGCUGACGCUCCUCUACCACCUUCCGCAGACCUACCAUCGUCUUGGAGAGGCUCAGUCACCGAACUGAGCCCGAUAGAAGGCGGAGGAGGUGCUCGCUCAAUUGCUUUACCGCCUAUGCGAGACCGACUCCAAUUGAUCAACGAUUUCUUCCGCCAUGUGCAUCCGUUGCCCUCUUAUGCGUUUCUCAACCAAGUCUCCAUAACUCAGCGGUGUCUGGACGGAAGCCUCGAUGAAACCCGCCUCUUGGCUCUGUUUGCAAUAUCUUCCCUUCAUCUCAAGUACGCAAAAUAUCACCCAACGUUGACGGCGCAGUGGAUUCAGCGUGCAGAAGAUAUUAUUUGGUCAAAGAUCGAGAAACCUAGAAUUUUCACAACGCAAGCCCUGCUUCUUAUUAUCCACUACAAGAUCGAGAGUGGCUCAUUUCAGCGUGCUUACAUGCUGAUGGGUAUAGCUGGUCGUACAGCCAGCGCCUUACGUCUUCAAUACGUGAGAAUCGACUUUGGUACUCUCGCGCAAGAGAUCAGGCGGCAUACAAUGUGGUGUAUGGCGCUUCUGGACUUAUCUUUCUCAAUUGGUUUGCCAGAGUCUGAGGUUUGCUCGCCGGAUUCUAUAUAUAUACGGUUGCCGUGCAGCGAGGAAGAUUUCCAAACAGAUAGUGAUGACAACGAUCCCUUGAGUCUGGAUGGAAUAUCUGAGAACGGGCUGCUCGCCACGUCCAUUCGAAUAACGCUAAUCACGCGCGACAUCAUAAGGCUCAUGCGACAAGUCCGUCUGUCAUCGCAGUCAAUGCCACAACUGCCUGAUCUUGUAGAGGAAUUUGGCAGAAUGCUGGAACAGCUGGAAAUUCCACCAUACAGUGCUCAGGAACUUGAACGCUUUGCAUCUUCAAAAUGGCUUGCCCGAUUUUUGACAGUGCAGCUUUCCUGGCAUCAAGCUCACUGCGACGCAUACAGACUCUUUCUUUCGGGCUAUAGGGAAGCGGCUCCUGAAGCUAUCUGCGGCUAUCACGCGUGCCGGCUCAUCCUCUUCCUCAGCAAAUCCAACCUGAUUCCGCCUGAAACGAAUUUCACUACGGAAGCCGCAUGCCACCAAGCGUCUGCUUGUCUGAAGCUAUUGCAGCGUUUGUACAAGGACUCAUCACUAGUACAGUUUAUCUUGAGGGAUCUUGAGGCCAUGAUUCAAUUAUACGCGGCUGGUGAUUCCGAGCAUGGACGCGACUCUUCUGAACGUGAGGAAAACGAUACCCAGCAACCACGCUUCGCUGUCACUGUACGAAAACACAAGAGUCUAGGCGUACAUAGCGUGCUUCGACGAGCUGGAUUCGCCGACGAUAGCGGAGAAGCUGGGGAACCAUGUGAGCGCCCACAACCCCAGAGUAACCCCCAGCCAGACUCGGGAGAUGCACACGGGAUAACGAGUGAGCCAUCCGUGGUUGAGCCGGUUCUGGACGAGGGUCAUAUGGCACUGGACGUCUUGAUGAAAGCAGCCAUGCUGCCAAGCUCAAACUUGGAGGAUCCGCAUUUUACCUUCUCGGCUACCAACAUGUCUACCCGACCGCCCAACAUCAUCUUCAUCAUGGCUGAUGACCAUGCUGCCAAAUCCAUAUCAUGCUACGGCGCAGGAAUCAACAAAACAUCAAACCUCGACCGCAUUGCCAACGAGGGCAUGCGAUUCGACCACUGCUACGUCACCAACAGCAUCUGCACACCUUCGCGAGCAGCAAUCCUCUACGGCACACACAAUCACGUCAAUGGAGUCAUGACCCUUGACUCCAAGAUCAACAAAAGACUACCCAAUGUUGCCAAGCAGCUCAAGUCAAGCCCUGCUGCCUAUAAGACAGCAAUGGUGGGCAAGUGGCAUCUUGGCGAAGGCAACGACCACGAACCCACGGGCUUCGACUACUGGAGCAUUGUGCCCGGGCAGGGAGAGUACUGGGACCCUCAGUUUAUCGAGCCUGAAGGUACUACUCGAGUUCCCGGCUACGCAACCGAUAUCAUCACGGACAAGUGCAUUGAGUGGAUGGAGAAACGUGACAAGGAACGGCCAUUCUUUCUCAUGUGCCAUCAUAAAGCUCCUCAUCGCUCUUGGGAGUACGAUAGUAAACAUAAAGACCUCUAUAAGGACCCUAUUCGCCUGCCCGAUACCUUUACCGAUGACUACAAGAACCGCGCCAAUGCUGCGAAAGUAGCCAAGAUGAGAGUCGCCGAGGACUUGACGUAUACAGACCUACGUGUAGUCCAGCAAGAAGGCCCCAGAAGCCAGAUCGGAGAGAAGAUGAUCGAUGUCUGGUGGUGA
Messenger RNA from Fusarium subglutinans, 2559 nucleotides. RefSeq names its product n-acetylglucosamine-6-sulfatase. Gene Ontology annotation, molecular function: arylsulfatase activity; DNA binding; zinc ion binding. Gene Ontology annotation, biological process: DNA-templated transcription; regulation of DNA-templated transcription. Lineage: Eukaryota; Fungi; Ascomycota; Sordariomycetes; Hypocreales; Nectriaceae. The record is from RefSeq and is a predicted model, not a curated record. The transcript is spliced from 5 exons. The coding region runs from base 1 to 2559 and encodes 852 amino acids.